AAACAGGGUGUUCAUUUGAUCCAAAACAUUAAACAGUGAACCCAAGUACAAUAAUGGAAAAAGGGUAUACCUGCCUUCUCCCUCCGCACUCCACACACUACAGUCCACACAGAGUAAUGGCACAGCACCUUACUUAAUUGAACACUCCCCCUAGGGUAAAUGCACAUGAUCGCUGCCACCCCACACGGUCCAAAACUAUUAUUAAAAUUUCAUGGGCGAAGUCAAUCUGUGAGAUAUACAUUAUAGAUCUGUGCGACCUCCGACUCCACCUAGGUGUCCUGUUGCUCCCCAGGAAUAGAUGCUAUUUCUUUUUCUUUUCUUCCAUUUCCUCACUUCUCCUGCCCAUCUCCUCGUCUCCUGCUUCCUCUCUUUAAUCAGACCAUCAGAUCUCGUCUCUCCAACGUUGGUGCAAGGUAGAUGUCUACAUAUGGAACCAACUGAUCAGCUUUGGUGAAACCUACCUAGCUACCAUUUUAAUUACCUUCUCUUUCUUGCAUGGAGAUCGAUUUUCGUUUUUAUUAAUUCCCUGGCCGCACCAUAUCAACUAGAGGUUCGGUUUGGUGAGCUGUGCGCCUCUGCUUUUUCCUCGUUUCUAUACAUACUUCCCUCACAUGCUCCCUGCCUAGCUCCUAUCGCAGUUAUUGCUUUCUCUUUCUCUCUGUUUUUGUGAAAGAGGAGAGAGAUGUGGGAAUGCUCUGGGGAAUCAUGAGCUACCGAAUCAGUGAUGAUCGUUCGUGGUGGCGAGUUCUUGGGGUCGUUCUUCUUUUAUUAGUUGUGGGUGCUUCGGGGCUCAACGUAGAUGGGAUUCGCUUGCUUUCGUUGAAGUACUCUGUUCUCAGCGAUCCUCUGUCGGCGUUGGAGGGCUGGAACUACCGCGACGAGACGCCGUGCUCAUGGAAUGGAGUUACGUGUUCUGCUCCCGGCGUGUUCGAUUCCUACGCUCGCGUCGUCGCCUUGGCUCUUUCCAAUUGUCGGCUUCUGGGGUCUAUUCCUGCCAGCCUCGGCAUGAUGGAGCACCUCCAGAAACUCGAUCUCUCUAACAAUUCCCUUAAUGGGUCGCUUCCCUUGUCGAUUUUCAACGCAUCCCAGCUUCAGAUUCUGGAUUUGUCCAACAACUUGAUCUCUGGCGAGCUCCCGGACGUCGUUACUGGGCUUCAAAGCCUGGUUUCCCUCAACCUCUCGGACAAUGCCUUGGCGGGAAAGCUCCCGGCAAAUCUCUCUGCUCUCCGAAAUCUAACUGAUGUGUCUUUGAAGAACAAUUACUUCUCUGGUGGUCUUCCUAGUGGGUUUGACGCAGUUGAAACGUUUGAUCUGUCUUCGAAUCUGAUUAACGGAUCAUUGCCUUCGAAAUUCGGUGGAGAUAGUCUUCGUUACUUCAACAUCUCCUACAACAGGAUUUCCGGAGAAAUUCCCCCGGAAUUUGCAGAGAAAAUACCAGAGAAUGCAACUAUUGAUCUCUCGUACAACAACCUUACGGGAGAAAUCCCGGAAGCCAGAGUUUUCUUCAACCAGCAAGCAAAUUCACUUUCCGGGAACCCCAAUCUGUGCGGGAAACCCCUCAAGAACCCGUGUCCGAUUCAAUCCCAGCUCUCCUUACCACCCAAUAUGUCUGACGCCACCUCUCCUCCUGCAAUUGCCGCCAUUCCCAGAAUAAUAAGCUCAACCCCUGUAGCCAGCUCACCCGGGUCCGCGAACGGAUCCCGCCAACGACGAGCAAACGGACUUAGACCCGUCGCCGUUGCGGGAAUUGUAUUAGGAGAUUUGGGCGGAAUUGCAAUUCUUGCGUUGAUCUUCCUGUACAUUUUCCGGAAAAAGAAGACCGUCCCCGCGAACAAAUCAAUCGCAGAGAAGAAACAGAGUAACGCAUCAAAAGACGACUGGUCCUCGUCGACGUCGGAAUCCAGAGGCAUCACAGCGUGGUCGUGUUUGCGAAAAACAGGGGAAAAUGAAGAGACGUCCGAAACCACAAGCUCUGACAGCGAAGCUGACGAGGAUGGGCAGAAGGGUCAGCAAAGUCGGCGGAGGGGAGAGCAUCAACAGCAGAAAACAGGGGUUCUGGUGACGGUCGACGGCGAGAAGGAUCUCGAGCUCGAGACCCUGCUUAAGGCCUCGGCUUACAUACUGGGUGCGACGGGUUCGAGCAUAAUGUACAGAGCCGUGCUCGAGGACGGCACCGCCCUCGCGGUUCGUCGGAUCGGAGAGAGCAGCGUGGAGAAGCUCCGGGAUUUCGAGACCCAGGUCCGAGCCAUUGCCAAACUGGUUCACCCCAAUCUGAUUCGCCUUCGAGGAUUCUAUUGGGGUGUCGACGAGAAGCUCAUCAUCUACGACUACGUCCCCAAUGGCAGCCUCGCCAACGCCCGUUACAGGAAAAUGGGCUCGUCUCCAUGUCAUCUCCCGUGGGAGGUCCGGCUCAAGGUGGCAAGAGGCGUGGCCCGUGGGCUGAGCUACCUGCACGAGAAGAAGCACGUGCAUGGCAAUCUCAAGCCCAGUAACAUCCUCUUGGGCCUUGAUAUGGAGCCCAGGAUCGGAGAUUUCGGGCUCGACAGGCUCGUUUCGGGCGAGAACACCUACAAAGUCGGAGGAUCCAUGCGAAAUUUCGGGAGCAAGAGAUCCACGGCGUCCCGGGACAGCUUCCAAGACCAAGCGACGGGGCCGAGCCCGAGUCCGAGCCCGAGCUCAAUCGGGUGCGGGUCGCCUUACCACGCCCCUGAAUCGCUCCGGAGCCUCAAGCCCAACUCCAAGUGGGACGUAUACUCGUUUGGGACAGUGCUUCUGGAGCUGUUGACUGGCAAGGUUGUGGUUCUGGAUGAGUUGGGCCAGGGGACCCCAGGGCCCGGGCCAGGCCCAGAAGAGAAGAACAGGGUACUGAGGAUGGCUGACGUGGCGAUAAGGGCAGACGUGGAGGGCAAAGAGGAUGCCCUGCUGGCAUGCUUGAGGUUGGGAUUCAGCUGUACAAACCCAGUGCCCCAGAAGAGACCCUCAAUGAAGGAAGCCCUCCAAGUUCUAGAGAAGAUCCCACUGUCACCCUCGUCACAGCGUUACGAUCACUAAUUAAUAAAAUAAGAAGGAAGCAAACAGGGUGUUGUAGAGUGAUGAAGAUGUGUAUGUAUUAUUGACUGAUAGGGUGUUAUUUUUAUCUCAUGAGACACGUUUUGAUUGGAAAACUUUUUAAUCCUAAAUUUUGAAGUGGUC
This is a messenger RNA of Malania oleifera, 3192 nucleotides long. RefSeq names its product probable LRR receptor-like serine/threonine-protein kinase At4g37250. Lineage: Eukaryota; Viridiplantae; Streptophyta; Magnoliopsida; Santalales; Ximeniaceae. The coding region runs from base 691 to 3051 and encodes 786 amino acids. The transcript is spliced from 2 exons. The record is from RefSeq and is a predicted model, not a curated record. Gene Ontology annotation, biological process: protein phosphorylation. Gene Ontology annotation, molecular function: ATP binding; protein binding; protein kinase activity.